This is a messenger RNA of Acaulospora colombiana, 311 nucleotides long. Lineage: Eukaryota; Fungi; Glomeromycota; Glomeromycetes; Diversisporales; Acaulosporaceae. The record is from the annotation of a GenBank genome assembly.
UGUUGAUGGGAACAAAUGUGGCAAAAAAGUCAGCCGUGAAGGCUGUUCGCGAGGCUCGAUCCCUUGGCGCUGUGACAGCUGUCAGUAGGAACGCUAAUCGAGGAGCAGAGGAAAAGAACCUAGGGAUCGAGAUCCUAGUCGCAAGGUGUAUCAUGGCCGAACAACCACUCCUCAACGACAUCGAAACCUGGUUUGUUCCUAUGAGCAAGCGAGCUAAUGCAGGUAAGAGGUGUCUUACUGAUUUGGAAGCGAAAGCAAGAUCUGGCAUCAGAUCAGCGAGCGCGCGAGUCGCCACCUGCACCUCGUCCUAG